Molecule: messenger RNA, 1239 nt
Organism: Fulvia fulva
Lineage: Eukaryota; Fungi; Ascomycota; Dothideomycetes; Mycosphaerellales; Mycosphaerellaceae
Product: Malic acid transport protein
Exons: 2
Coding region: 1-1239 (412 amino acids)
Biological process (GO): malate transmembrane transport
Cellular component (GO): membrane
Molecular function (GO): malate transmembrane transporter activity
Source: RefSeq, a predicted model, not a curated record
AUGGCUUCUCGUCUCACGAGCCAGACCACAUCCGAGCAGAAGAACGAUGAUGUUGAGAAGCAACACCGAGAAGUGCACUGGCGCAAGGCAUCACCGCCGGACAGUGCUGGCUUCAAAGAUCGCAUUGCGCAUUUCACUUGGCCAUGGUUUGCUUCUACCAUGUCGACCGGAGCGUUGGCAGUCGUGAUUGCGAACACACCCAACACAUUCACAGGCCUCCGUACCAUAGGCAAGAUAUUCGUCAUCGUCGACCUUGUCUUGUUCUUCCUCUUCACAAUUGCGAUGGGUCUACGAGCUUUCUGGUUCCCGAGGCGAUUCCUGGCUUCACUGUACCAUCCCGUUGAAGGACUCUUCUUUGGCUCGUAUUGGGUCUCGGUCUCCUUGAUCUUGAACUGCACGCAAGCAUAUGGCGUGCCCGCAUCAGGGCCAUGGCUACCAAAAGCUCUGCUGGUCCUCUUCUGGAUGUACUGCGCGAUCGUGCUACUAGUUGCGAUAGGACAGUACUUCGUCCUUUUCCAGGAGGAGAGGUUGAAGAUCACGGAUGCUGUCCCUGCUUGGAUCUUUCCGAUUUAUCCUCUUCUCGUCGUCGGUAGUAUGGCUGGUACGAUGAUUCCGAGUCAACCGCAGAAACAGGCGUUCAAUAUGUGGGUGGGAGCAGUCAUGCUACAGGGUCUCAGCUGGACAGUCGCACUUAUGAUGUACUCAAUGUACACCCAACGACUAAUGACGAGCGCUUUGCCCACACCAUCAACUCGUCCGGGCAUGUACGUUUCGGUCGGACCGGCUGGCUAUACUGCAGCUGGCCUGAUAUCACUAGGCAAAAGAGCACCGAGCGUGUUACCGAGUGAUACGUUCAACACAAACAAUCUCGACGAUGGUUCCUUCGUCAAGAUCCUGGGCAUUAUGGCGGGCACCUUCAUCAUCAUCUUCGCAUUCUGGUUCUUCUGCAUCUCGACUGUCUCAGUGGUCGCCGGUAUCAGAAAAAUGUCCUUCACGCUGAACUGGUGGGCUUUCAUCUUCCCGAACGCCGGCCUGACUUUGGCUGCGAUACAACUUGGCGAUGCGUACUCUAGUCCUGCGAUAAACGGAAUCAGCAGUGCUCUGACGAUAAUGUUGGUGAUAAUGUGGCUGUUCACGACUGUUUCGCAUGCCCGAGCAUGGAUUCAGGGCAAGAUCAUGUGGCCUGGUAAAGACGAGGACAAAGAUAUGCCAAUGGGUUGGGGCAAGUAUUCAGCAUAG